CAGAAUUACUCGAAAUACACUAUAAACGCUUAAAAUAUAGGAAGAUUGGUGGUAUUGCCUUAAUUAAGAAAUCUGAAAUCUGCCCAAACAACGUACCCAUUCUGUCAUUUUCUGUCAAACUCGUUUUGUAACAAAAAUUCUUUCAAAGUUAGCCGAAAUUCGGCUAAAACGGUCACCCUGAUUAAAAUCCUAGUGUGGUGCCGUAAUGCGGAGAUUGAGAGUGUGCUUUCUCUGUAUACGCAAACGGAAUAACGACGUGCCGUUUUGUAUGGGCGGCCAAAAAAAUUACAUAAAUUUUAACCACGAUUUGCAACAAGAUUGAUAAUUAAAAGACACAUUUAUUGUUAUGUCUUGGGAUUGCACAAUGUAAUUUUAAUUUGUAUGCCCUAAGUGAUUAUAGUGUUUGUAAUAUUCCAUGACGCUUUACUGGACCUUGAGAUUAUUUUUGGGGAUAGAGGAACAAUUGGCCGGCCGUAGUUUGUCAUGAUAACAAAACAUAAACAUUCUCCAUGAUUAUGGACAAAAAAUAAUCAAGUGAUUUCUGAGGUGUUUUGCAUUGGCAUUUUGGGCCUAUUAAGUACUUAUAGUCCACAGUUACUGAGCGAUCUAUGAAUAGGGAGACCAUUGAUAAGUCUUAUUCAUUGUAGUCGGCACUCGGCAGGAUGUUUCCAAACAUCGUGGUGUCACAGUCAGUAUCCAACCAACAUGACCAAGAGCAUGAAGAGUGCCGCAUUUCAAUAUGUGCCGCACUGACCGCAUUCAUGAACGUGAUGAAGAAAGAAACACAGCUUUGUUCCAGUUGUUGUACCACCAUGGAUGCCCAGUUGGUAGCAAGACGCACUCCGUCCUCGGCGGUCUACUUUGAUCAUCGAUGGCAUUAUUGGUAUUGGGUGUUUGGUGCAACUGCGUGGAUAAUUAUGCGCAGUCAUUGUUCACAGUUCUACUCUCCACUUCAUUCUGUUCGGCAGUUCUGCUCGAGACAAGACUUCUUCACUUCCAUGACUAUUCUGUUUGAUGCAUACUAGCAUAGCAUAUCAAAGUUAAUUGUACAUUGACUAGCAAUAUGGCUUCUGUUCUUGUGACUUGGCUUGAACCCGAAGAGAAAGCUGGUACAUCCGAGAGAGUUGCAAGAAACCGCGUCAAGUCAACGGAUGAACUGCGUGUAAACAUGACGGCUGAUGUUGAUGUUGCAGGAAAGCGGUUUAAAGCCAUCAUUGUUCACAUUCACACCCGCCGUUCUCAUCUUCAGCAAGUUCAGCUACCAGACAGUGGGUCAGAUUCUGAUUCUGAUGAUGUGCCUCUGCAACAACUAGUGACAAGACGAGCCGUUGGCCAAGCUGACACUGAUGUCCAUAUGGAAGAUGUUUCUGCUACACCAGAUGAUAGUCUGCCAUCAUCUUCAGCAUGUCGGCCUCUGCACUUCAGCACCCCAUCGCCAGCAGUGAAUCAGUCCGCUUCUGUUGACGAUGAAUCAUUCAUGUCUCAUGGUGAUCUCGUUCGCCUUCUUCAUGCAGUCAAGAAGGAACUGGUAGAGACAAAACAAGAAGUAGUCCAGACCAAACAAGAGGUGGCCGAGUCAAGACGGGAGAUGAAGAUAUUGCUGACCUCUGUCACCACCAUGUUCACUAUGGUGCGUGGCAUGUCAGCAAUACUUGGAACUGUCAGCACAGGGCCACCUGCAUUCUCUCUGCCAACUGAAAACGAUGAGCCACAGCCUGCCAGAUAUCACGAGCAUCAAGAGCAGCAGGUGAGAGAGAGGCCCCAACAGCAGCCAGAUGAGUUGCCCCAACAGCAGCAGGAAGAACGGCCUAACCAGCAGCCAGAAGAACAAAGACCUCAGCAGCAGCCUGCAGAGAGGCCCAACCAGCAGCCAGAGGAGAGACCUCAGCAGCCGAGACAAGGACCACAGCGCCAACCUCUGCAACUACGGCAACCACUUCAGCCACGUCAACCACCACAGCCAACUGUUCCACAAGGGGGACAUGGACCACAUUAUGUCCACAAUGAUGACCACACGGACAAUGUCGUCAUUGGCUCCACAGACGGUGGCUCAACUCUGACUCUUCCUAGGAAAGACUAUGAGUCUGUGUACGACAAGGCAACAUGUGGAAAAGAAAUUGUAGUGGGGCUUCUGCCAAAGGCAUUUACUCUGGAAGAACUGUCAAACUUCAACUACUUUGGGGGGUCAGUGCUAUCAGGGGGUGUUUCUGUUGAAAAACAGUCUCUGCGCAGUAACCACAAGUUUAAGGCAAUAGUGAUGCAGGCCGAGAGAGAAUUUCCAGGAUGCACAGUAGGUACGAUGACAAAGGAUAUCAGGUAUGCAGUCAAUGCGAAAUGUAGGAAAGCCAGCCAGAAGCUACGUUUGACUUAAAUUAAAUAGAUAAAACAGUUAACUUCAGAAAUAAUGCAAAGAAUAUGUAAUGCCCGCAGUAUCUGAAAAUAAUAGCCAGUGGAAGUCAUUCCAGUUUACCAUUCACAUUCCAGCUUUAACUUUGUGUAAAUUUUAUUGACCUCUCGCCCAGUGUACAUUGUAUUUCUAUUCUAGUGAUUCACUUUCGUCAAGAUAAAAAGAAAACUUUCUCUUUGAAAAUAUGUGUUUGUCAACAACUGUUUUCGUAUGCAGCCUUGAUUUAUGUACAUUGUAUUUUUCACUCUGGCAUUGCUGAUAAUAAUAAUAAAUUGUUAUAAUAAUACAUAGUCUGAACCCUUACAGUUGCCUAUCAAAUAUUGUUGUUUGGGGAGAUUUUUUUUUAAUACAUUUUUUAAUGAGGGGAAUGUUUCACUGCAAGACUCAUGAUAGUGAUGAGGAAGUUGUUUUUUUUCCACUAGCUCAUACGUUUAAAAUAUCACUGUUCACAUAAUCUUUUGUUUUUAGGUGACAAGUAUUUAUUUAUUAUACAUGUGUAUUUAUGUUUAUAAUCUUCCUAUGGGCUUGUGAAGAAAUAUUUGUUCUUUUCAUUGAUCGUACAUGUGCAUGAUACCUUUUUAAUAAAGUCAUUGAUAUGUGAAUUUCAAA
This is a messenger RNA of Patiria miniata (bat star), 3016 nucleotides long. Its product is annotated as RNA polymerase II degradation factor 1-like. NCBI's taxonomy places the organism in Eukaryota, Metazoa, Echinodermata, Asteroidea, Valvatida, Asterinidae. The coding region runs from base 1064 to 2371 and encodes 435 amino acids. The transcript has 2 exons. The record is from RefSeq and is a predicted model, not a curated record.